Molecule: messenger RNA, 4824 nt
Organism: Ochotona curzoniae (black-lipped pika)
Lineage: Eukaryota; Metazoa; Chordata; Mammalia; Lagomorpha; Ochotonidae
Gene: SMURF1
Product: SMAD specific E3 ubiquitin protein ligase 1
Exons: 18
Coding region: 13-2199 (728 amino acids)
Biological process (GO): negative regulation of BMP signaling pathway; ubiquitin-dependent protein catabolic process
Molecular function (GO): ubiquitin protein ligase activity; protein binding
Source: RefSeq, a predicted model, not a curated record
CGUUGGCGGGAGAUGUCGAACCCUGGGACGCGCAGGAACGGCUCCAGCAUCAAGAUCCGCCUGACAGUGUUAUGUGCCAAGAACCUUGCAAAGAAGGACUUCUUCAGGCUCCCCGACCCCUUUGCAAAGAUCGUUGUGGACGGGUCUGGCCAGUGCCACUCAACCGACACUGUGAAGAACACGUUGGACCCCAAGUGGAACCAGCAUUAUGACCUGUACGUUGGGAAGACAGAUUCUAUAACCAUCAGCGUGUGGAACCACAAGAAGAUCCACAAGAAGCAGGGGGCUGGCUUCCUGGGCUGUGUGCGGCUGCUCUCCAAUGCCGUCAGCAGGUUGAAAGACACCGGAUACCAGCGUUUGGAUCUAUGCAAACUAAAUCCCUCAGAUACUGAUGCAGUCCGUGGCCAAAUAGUGGUCAGUUUACAGACUCGGGACAGGAUAGGCCCCGGCGGGUCCGUGGUAGACUGCAGGGGACUGUUGGGGAAUGAAGGAACCGUGUACGAAGACUCGGGGCCCGGGAGGCCACUCAGCUGCUUCAUGGAGGAGCCAGCCCCCUACACGGACGGCCCCGCGGCUGCCGCUGGCGGAGGGAACUGCAGGUUCGUGGAGUCCCCAGGGCAAGAUCAAAGGCUUCAGGCGCAGCGACUGCGAAACCCCGAGGUGCGAGGAUCGCUGCAGACGCCCCAGAACCGGCCGCACGGCCACCAGUCCCCGGAGCUGCCCGAAGGCUACGAACAAAGGACCACGGCGCAAGGGCAGGUUUACUUUUUGCACACACAGACUGGAGUCAGCACAUGGCACGACCCCCGGAUACCAAGAGACCUUAACAGUGUGAACUGUGAUGAACUCGGACCACUGCCCCCAGGGUGGGAAGUGAGAAGUACGGUUUCAGGAAGAAUAUAUUUUGUAGACCAUAAUAACCGAACAACUCAGUUUACAGACCCAAGGUUACACCACAUCAUGAAUCACCAGUGCCAACUCAAGGAGCCCAGCCAGCCACUGCCCUUGCCCAGCGAAGGCUCAGUAGAGGACGAGGAGCUGCCUGCCCAGAGAUACGAGCGCGACCUUGUCCAGAAGCUCAAAGUCCUCCGACACGAGCUUUCGCUUCAGCAGCCCCAAGCUGGCCAUUGCCGCAUCGAAGUUUCCAGAGAAGAAAUAUUUGAGGAGUCCUAUCGGCAGAUCAUGAAGAUGCGACCAAAAGACUUGAAAAAGCGCCUGAUGGUGAAAUUCCGGGGGGAGGAAGGCCUGGACUACGGUGGGGUGGCAAGGGAGUGGCUUUAUUUGCUGUGCCACGAAAUGCUGAAUCCUUACUACGGGCUCUUCCAGUACUCCACGGACAACAGCUACAUGCUGCAGAUCAACCCCGACUCCGCCAUCAACCCCGACCACUUGUCUUACUUCCACUUUGUGGGCCGGAUCAUGGGCCUGGCUGUGUUCCACGGGCACUACAUCAACGGGGGCUUCACGGUCCCCUUCUACAAGCAGCUGCUGGGGAAGCCCAUCCAACUGUCUGACCUGGAGUCGGUGGACCCCGAGCUGCACAAGAGCCUGGUGUGGAUUCUAGAGAAUGACAUCACGCCGGUCCUGGACCACACGUUCUGCGUGGAGCACAACGCCUUCGGGCGCAUCCUGCAGCACGAGCUGAAGCCCGAUGGCAGGAAUGUGCCCGUCACCGAGGAGAACAAGAAGGAAUACGUGCGGCUGUACGUGAACUGGAGGUUCAUGCGUGGAAUCGAGGCCCAGUUCCUGGCCCUGCAGAAGGGCUUCAACGAGCUCAUCCCACAGCACCUCCUGAAGCCAUUUGACCAGAAGGAGCUAGAGCUGAUCAUAGGUGGCCUGGACAAAAUUGACUUGAAUGACUGGAAGUCCAACACGCGGCUGAAGCACUGUGUGGCCGACAGCAACAUCGUGCGAUGGUUCUGGCAGGCGGUGGAGACCUUCGACGAAGAGAGGCGGGCGCGGCUCUUGCAGUUCGUGACGGGAUCUACGCGCGUCCCUCUCCAGGGUUUCAAGGCUUUGCAAGGCGCCGCAGGGCCCCGGCUGUUCACCAUCCACCUGAUAGAUGCCAACACGGACAACCUGCCCAAGGCACACACCUGCUUUAACCGGAUUGACAUUCCGCCUUAUGAGUCCUACGAGAAGCUGUACGAGAAACUGCUGACGGCAGUGGAGGAGACCUGCGGGUUCGCCGUGGAGUGAGAGGCAGCCAAAGGCACCGACUCUAGCUCACACCCACCAGCCCAGCCACCACGUGUGCGCCUCCCGCACAGCACGAGGCCCUGGGAUUCCAGGAACCCCAAGGGACAGGGUUGUCUUUCCUCCUCCUCGCUGGGGGAGGGAGGGAGCAGGGACUUUGGUCAGUGGCUCCCACCCAUCACCCCUCCUGGAUAAUAGUUCUCCUUUUCCCUCCAUCACCCAUCGAAUAAAACGUGGCCAGGCUUAGCCUCCGGCCUCGGCCACACAGGAUGCUCUUCGGGGGCGGCCUCCGCCACAGCGCAGGGUCAAGCCCAGCUGACUGAGGGUUUGGUAGCGGGCGCCGUUCCUUGCACAGACAGCCCGAGGCCCCUUGUCCAGCCAGCAGCCGUGGGGAUGGCACCCGAGCUCGAGCCCCCAUUUCUUGCCCUUGGUGGAUUGCUAACUACAGUCACUGGGUGACAGAUGCUUGCUGGGCGUUGGCCACACACGCGUCCCUGAGGCAAAGGUGUCUGAGCCACUGGCACCAAGGCCGGGGGUUCUCUGCAGGAUGUCCUGGCUGGAAAAUGUCUUGUGCAGAGUCCACUUUGCUGUGGAAGUGAUCCUGGAGCCAGCCGCGGCUGGUCCUGGCGCUGUGCGUGAGCCAGCACUGACGGUGUCGCUUGAAAUAGUAACGUGUGUCUGUGGUCGUUGCUGCGAGCUUAGCUAACACGAUGAGGCUGUUACCAUGGCUGCUGGCUUCAUGCAGAGCAGCUCAAGAGCACUAAUGAUGAUGUGGUCAGCCCGGAGGCAGUGCUUCACACAGAGUGGGGCGUGGAUGUCACCUGUGUUGACUGGCUGUGAUGACAGCCUCAGCUGGCCCAGCGGCAGAUGGGGACAGCGACAGCUUCUACUAAGUCCACUCGCCCAUGCAUCUUGUGUCCACAGGACGAGCAAGGCCAAAGCCAGGCUGUCCCCUGCGUUUCUAACCCGUUUCCGAUUUGCACAAAGUUCAAACAGUAUUUUCUUUUAGCGAAGCGACUUGGUGUCAGCCCAACUUGCGCAGCGGACAGCAGCAGCCAGCUUCCCCUGGAAGGUUCUGUUGGCUGUUGCUUGUGAGCAGGGGUGGGGAAAAGUACAGGGUAGUUCAUUAGCAAAGACAUUUCACUGUUCAGUUUGAGUUUGGCACUGGGUGUGCACUGUGGGUCUGAGGCGGCUCAGGAUGACCUGUGGGACAGCCACGCCUCUGUCCUGGCUGCGGGGGGACCUUCAGGCUGUGCCGGCAGCGGAGGACACUGCCUCGCAGCAGCCUUUGCAGUUCCAUAUGGGGAGCUGUAGUGGUUGCAGGUGCUGCACUUUCCAGGGUAGAAGGGAGCCUAGAUGGGGUCUGUUGUGGAAGGUUCCAUCAUUCUGAAGUCUGGCCCUCUGUGGGCUCUGGUCCCAAGUUCUGCCUUGCCACAGCCAGACUCACGGUGUGUCUCACUGCGAUGCCGUGCAGGUGGCCUGGAAAGUGGCUCCAGUGCCUCUGUCCAUCUCCCUCGGGAGCUAGGCGGGAAGAACCUCCUGGCUGUCCCUGUGGUGGAGUCUGAAGGAAAGCAGGGUCUUGUGGUUUGAUAGACGUUGAGGCAGGAAUGUUGCAUUUGAUGCCGUUAAACUACCUGCGUGCUGUAGGGAGGAGCGGCUGGGAGGAGCUGCCGAGGUGCGGCAUCCUGGGGCUCCCGGCCCGCACAAGCCUCUGGGUUUGCCACAUCACCUGGCACCACUGUUGGCUGUGGGUGUGAGGCUUUUCCAGAGCUCUGGUUUACUCCUUUCCAAAUAGGCCUCUGCUGGUGGCCCUGCACCUCCAGAACCUUAGAUACCUACCAUGGUUUGGUCCUUUCAAAUCACCCCAAAGAACACACGGUGGCGAGCCACUGGUCCAAGCUCCUGGUUGCCCCCCUCGAAUGGGUCCCCGUGAUCUCGCCUGCUGUGCCCUUCAUGGGCCCAGCCGUCCCAGUGGCCCCCUUGCCUCUGCCCAGAGCUUCCAGGCCUGGCCUACAGGCUUGCCCUCACCAGCGGUCGCCAGCCGACACUCAGGGAUGCAGCGACCAGCGCUCUGCCAGCCUCUGGGUGGGGGAGGCGGCCGCUUGGGGCGGGGUGCCCGCGGUCCAGGAGCUGGAGUCCUGGGGCUCAGGAUGGAGACUCUGCCCUGGGCCAGGGCGACCAGGCCAGCUCAGCCAUGCGCGCCACACCCAGGGCAGGUGGUCCUCCACCGAGAGGCCAGGAAGGCAGACAUCCGCCCCUCCUGCAGCCAGGUGUGUGCCCCACGGCAGCCUUCCCGAAACAUAGUAUGAAUUUUUAAAACUUUGCUUAUUUUUGUUUCUCAACCACUUUAUAAUGUAUUUUUAAUUUAUUUUGUAAUGUCUUGUUUUUAAGUAUUGCUGCUAUCCUUGUUAAUCUUCCCACUGUUUUUAUUGCUGAUUUAUUUUGUGAAAGUUGUACACUAAUGUUCUGUUUUAUGUCAAAAUCAAAAGUAUUUAAAGAAAUCCUAGUUGUAUUUAAUGUGGUCAUGGAACCAGCUGGAAACAAAGCAAGCAGUGACUGCACAGCAGGCGAGAGCCGGAGGUCAGGUUCAUUUUGUUACAUAUGCAAUAAACUCACGACUUUACACUG